Messenger RNA from Girardinichthys multiradiatus, 489 nucleotides. RefSeq names its product transforming growth factor beta receptor type 3-like. NCBI's taxonomy places the organism in Eukaryota, Metazoa, Chordata, Actinopteri, Cyprinodontiformes, Goodeidae. The transcript has 4 exons. The record is from RefSeq and is a predicted model, not a curated record. The coding region runs from base 1 to 489 and encodes 162 amino acids.
AUGCCGGUGACAGUGUUCCUGAAGCCUUUGACUCUCUCCUCCGCCCCUCUUAGGACCCUCCACCUGGUGCUCAGCUCCAUACUACCAAUCACCUGGUGGCUGAAGGCUGAGCUGCUGCACCUCCCAGUAUUUGUGCAGGUGUCUCCAAACUCCAGUGUUCAGUCGCAGACUCUACAUUUGCAUGUUCAAACGGUUCAUUCGUUACCUUUUCGCCUCCACGCACUGCACCGCUGGGCCCUUAAGCACCAUGGCAACCUCUCCUCACUGAUCCACACGAGGCAAGGCAAUCGAGUCUACAUCCAUCUGGGAGAAGAUCCGUCCCUUCCUGCUGUGUGCCAGCUUCAGUCUUUAUUCUUCUUUCAAAAUUACAUGACCUCAGAUUUGCAGCCAGAAAACGUGAAGGGCUGCACCCUUCCCAGAGGGAGUGAGGCUAGCCCGGAAGUCCAUGUGAUCAAGCUCCACUCAGCAGGCUCAGGGCUUAGUGGGUGA